Messenger RNA from Thamnophis sirtalis, 5709 nucleotides. The record is from RefSeq and is a predicted model, not a curated record. NCBI's taxonomy places the organism in Eukaryota, Metazoa, Chordata, Lepidosauria, Squamata, Natricidae.
UAUGUACACAGCUACCAUAGGGAAAGGGAACUGCGUACAAUGAAGAUCAGUUUGGAGAAGCAAAUGAAUAGGAAAAGGAACAUACAAUUAUAAUUUCCCACAUGAUUAAACUUUUGCAAUUAAGUUUACAACAUUAUUGAUACAAUAUAACACAGAAACAUCAAGUUUGAUAAAUCAUGUUUGGAGAUAAUUGUGAUUCUGAAAGAAUUAAAUGGUGCAAUAUAUAUAAAUCCAGAAUAGACUUCUUCUGUGAUACUGAUUUACCAUCAUUUUGAAUAACAAAUUUUUUUGUGUAAUUAAGUUAAUGCUUAGUAGUAAUGCAAAUUUGGUAGUUUAUUUAGAAAAAGCAUGCACUUUCUUUUUCUUUACUAAUAUAUCUUGUUUACAGUCUUUGAAAGUUAUAUGUUAAAUUGUGUAAAAUUCAACAUUGCAUUUCAAAGGGAGAAAAAGCUAUGUUCAACUACUUGUUAUGACAGAAUUCAAAUUUUUCUGGUGCAUAGUAAAGCCUUCUCUAAUUCAAUCUUUAUCUUUUGUUUUUGCUGCCUUGCAGGGUUGGUACAGUAGGCCUCACUAAACUUAGCUGCAACUAAGAAUUUAUCCUACAUCAACAAAGUUAAUGAUGAUACUCUUGUGGAUUGGAGAAUAAAAGAGCACACUAAGUAUUUAAGAAGCGGAAAAAAACACAUUUUAUCUUCUCAGAUUUAUACUGCAUUCACUGCUAUCAAGACAGCAAACCAAAGGACAGAUUUUUGAUCCACAGUGUGUGUAAAACUAAACUGAUUUAUCUUGCUAAGGCUCGGGGUUUAUGACCUGGACACCAACAUUUGGAAGUUACUUGUUUUACAAAAAUGAGGGCGGCUUUGCAACCAGCAGACAUUGCCAUUGUGGCGCUCUAUUUUGUGCUUGUUUUGUGCAUAGGCUUUUUUGCCAUGUGGAAAUCCAAUCGAAGCACUGUAAGUGGGUACUUCCUUGCAGGGCGAUCUAUGACAUGGGUUGCAAUUGGUGCUUCUUUGUUUGUAAGCAACAUCGGAAGUGAACACUUCAUAGGGCUUGCAGGAUCAGGAGCAGCAAGCGGAUUUGCCGUGGGGGCAUGGGAAUUCAAUGCCUUAAUGCUUUUGCAACUUUUGGGAUGGAUUUUUGUUCCGGUCUACAUACAUUCUGCAAUAUACACCAUGCCUGGGUACUUAUCCAAACGCUUUGGAGGGCACAGAAUUCAAGUAUAUUUUGCUGUUUUGUCUCUAAUUCUCUAUAUCUUCACCAAACUCUCAGUAGAUUUGUAUUCGGGAGCAUUGUUCAUUCAAGAGUCAUUGGGCUGGAAUAUUUAUUUAUCAGUGACACUUUUGAUUGGAAUGACUGCAUUGCUGACAGUGACUGGAGGUCUUGUGGCAGUUAUCUACACAGACGCAGUUCAAGCUUUGCUUAUGAUUAUUGGUGCCUUCACACUUAUGAUCAUAAGUAUUAGAGAAGUGGGUGGCUUUGAAGAGCUUAAACGAAAAUACAUGUUGGCCAUACCAAAUGUUACAUCAAUUUUAUUGACACAUAAUCUUUCCAGUACUAAUUAUUGCCAUGUUGACCCAAAACCGGACGCACUGAAAAUGUUACGUGAGCCAACUGAUGAAGAUAUUCCUUGGCCUGGUUUCAUUUUGGGACAGACUCCAGCUUCUGUAUGGUACUGGUGUGCAGACCAAGUAAUUGUCCAGAGAGUGUUAGCAGCAAAAAAUAUUGCUCAUGCUAAAGCAGCCACUCUGAUGGCAGGUUUUUUAAAACUCUUACCUAUGUUCCUUAUAGUUAUUCCAGGUAUGAUAUCACGGGUAUUGUUUGCAGAUGAUAUUGCAUGCAUCAAUCCAGAACAUUGUAUGAAAGUUUGUGGAAGCAGAGCUGGAUGCUCUAACAUUGCCUAUCCGCGUCUGGUAAUGAAUCUUGUUCCUGUUGGUCUGAGGGGCCUUAUGAUGGCUGUAAUGAUAGCUGCUCUAAUGAGUGAUUUAGAUUCUAUCUUUAACAGUGCCAGUACCAUCUUUACACUUGAUAUAUAUAAGCUCAUAAGGAAGACUGCAUCAUCCAGAGAACUGAUGAUUGUUGGAAGAAUUUUUGUCGCUUUCAUGGUUGUAACAAGCAUUGCUUGGGUCCCAAUAAUAGUGGAAAUGCAAGGAGGACAAAUGUAUCUAUAUAUACAAGAGGUAGCAGAUUAUUUGACUCCUCCAGUGGCUGCUAUAUUUCUUUUAGGUGUAUUCUGGAAGCGCUGUAAUGAACAAGGGGCCUUCUUUGGUGGGAUGAUUGGAUUUGCUUUAGGAGCUACACGGUUGAUUCUGGCAUUUAUCUAUCGUGUCCCUGAAUGUAACCAGCCAGACACUAGACCAUUUUUCAUCAAGAAUAUCCAUUAUAUGUAUGUUGCUACUGGACUGUUUUGGAUCACUGGAAUUGUGGCUAUAAUAGUCAGCUUUUUGACCCCACCACCUUCAACAGAACAAAUUCGUACAACUACAUUUUGGUCUACAAAAAACAGAACUGUAAAAGAAAGCACAUUAACAGGCAGUCCAUAUGAAGCACAAGAAAAGAAUGUGUUAAAGUAUGGUGUAGUGGUAUCUUCAAAUGGGAAGUCUGAAGAUAAUGUUAAAAAUGAACAGCCUGAAAAUGUCAAUCUUCUAAUUACUUCCAGAGAUGACAGCAAUCCAGUGAUUUCGUUGAACUCUGAAGUUGAAACACCAGUUGAUUGUUACUCUAAUGGGCAGGCAGCGCUUAUGGAUAACAAGAAGAGUGAAGAGGAGAUUGGGAGUAAUGACAAAGAUUGGAAGUUUAUAGAUUGGUUCUGUGGCCUUAAAAGCAAAAAUGUGAAUGAAAGAGCCACCCAAGAUAAGAGGGAAGAAGAGACUAUCUGUCUACAAAUGCUGGAAGAGACUCCAAAAGUUAAAUUAUUACUUAAUUGUGGAUUAUUUUGCGUGUGUUUUCUUGGAAUAUUCAUGUUUGUUUAUUUUUCUUUGUGAACAGUUUUUUAAGAGUGUGGCCUGACAUUCAAAACACACAACUAGUCCUUGGAGAAAUAUAUAAUUAUGUGUGUUCUGUGUCAUAUCUCAGGCUUCCUUUACAUUAUUGUUCUUAACCAGUUUGAAAAUCAUUACAAAACCUAUAGUUUAGUGUUUUUAUUUCAGUGCAGAAUGGGGAUUUUAUUCAAUACCAAAAGUUGAAUUUCAAUACAUCAAAGUAAGAAAUUAGUUUAUUAAAAUAAUCAUUUGCAAAUGGUCAAGGUGAAACUAGUGUUAAUGUUGGUACUAACACUUCAAAUAUUGGUAAAUUACACAUAUACAAUUAUGAGUCAUCUUAAUAAUUUCUGAUUAUUUUCCUUUUACCCAGUACUCAAAACAUUGUUUUUGACUAGGUUCCCAACAAAUAUCUAAGUAUUAAAACUGAAUUACACAACUCUUGAUAAUUCAUAUCAUCUAAAAUUAUGCACCACUAAAUACAAUACUUCCCUUUCUCCAUUCACUAGAUGAAGUAUUUAUCAAUAAUAGCAGUAAGUUUGAAGAAAAAUUCAAAUUACACAGAAAGAAUGGUCCAGUUUACAUCUCCCUAGUUGAUACUCUGACAUUGAUUUAGGUCUCCAUUGCAAAUUAUGCUAUUUGGUAUUAUAGUUCAAAUUACCUGGAGACAAAAUGGCAGUCUAAAUGGUGGUAAGAGGGAAAAAAACACCUCAGUAUUUUCAGUUAAAAACACUUUUUUGUUAAGUUGGGAUGUUUUCAUAAAAUUAAAUUUACACAUUAACAUUGUAAGAUUAUAGUGAUUCCUCCAACCUCUUGCAGAAUGAAAAGCAAAAAAAACCUCUAACAUCCUCUGUGAAAUCUUUUUCACGGUGUAAAAAAAAGCCACUGUGAAAUAAGCAAUUUUGUACCAAAGACUUUUUUUUAACACCCUUUUCCAGGGUUGGACUUCAGUGACACCCCCCCCCCCCCAAUCUUUCCAGCAGUUUAGAUGAGGGCUUAUGUUCUUCUUCUCAGCCACCAUAUCAACCUUCCCUCCAGUGUUCCAAUCGUCUCCCCAUGCAUAAGCCAAACAAGCCCUGGGUUUUAGUUUGCGCUCAAAUAAUGGAAAGUCAGCAUUUCCAUGCAUGGAAGAAUCUCCUGUUCUGAGGCUGUAGUUUUAGCAAAGGCAGAAAAAUGAAUCUUACCUGCUCCCUAUGUUGUGCCAGUUUUUAAUACCCAGUUUGAAAUGCAUGAGGAGUAAUAGAUGCACUCUCCAUUACAGCUCUGGCCUUCACAGCAUCUAGAGGAUGACUGAAAUGGCAGGGCCAAUGGAAGCAGGGACUGGCAGACACAUAAACUUACGACUUUUGACAAUCGUAUCAUUCCUAACUGGCUAGAGGGAAUUUGUCCUUUGUUUAGAAUUGAGCUCACCUCUGCAGUUUUGCAACAAAAUGCAUUCUUGCACUUAAAAGUGGUAAAGUUGUGCCCCAUCAGAUGCUUUGUACUUCUCUUGCUCCCUGGUCUUUGGUCAUGCUAUCUGCAAUGAUGGAAAUUGAAAUAUUCCAACAUUGGAGGACCAUAGGUUCUGACUAAUUGGGACUGCAGAACUGAAGUAUCUUAUACAAAAACACAUGUCUUUUCUUUUUUAUCUGUACCUUAGAACAGAUUGAGAUUGCAAUGACUAUUGUAACAGCAAUAGUAGGCAGGUAUGAUAACCAAAAAUUGACUUGACUCAUUGGCAAUAUCAUAUUGAGUCAUUUUGCUUUAGAAUUUUUCUUACAAGAUUGGUGAAAAAAUGUCAUUUAUUACUGAAUAAUAAAUGAAUUAUUAUGGCAUUAAUUGACAUUUAUUACUGAAUGAUGGAAUUAAUAUGAAAAAUCUAGAGACAUUAAAUAGUGGUUUCAAUCUUGAUUACAUGAAAUAAUUUUAAAAGCAGUGUAUGUAUUUUGUAAAUACUGUAGCAAUGUUAUGUUUUUGUUGUCUUCUACCAUGAAUUGAGCUUCUUUGUGUACAGGACCAAAAAGCCUUUUCAAGGCAUGUGUAAUAAAUGCUUCAUUGAUGCUUUAAAAAAGUGCUUUAGAGCAGGUAGUGGGAUAUUUUGGUGCUUCACAAACUCAAAUGCAUAUUUUCCUGGGCUACAGCUGCUUUAUAAGCCCAGAAAAAAGUACAGCUUCUUUAAGGAGGUAUUGACUGAUGUGGCAUGUAUGUUCAUGCUGGCUCCAACGUUCCUUUUUGGCUUCAGAUCUGAAGUAGUGCACAUCUUUUGCCUUCCUUGACUAGAGACACCAGAUGAUGCUAGUGAUGAAAGGUGGAUUUCUCCUGAGGUAAGGUAGCAUUUCUCUUUCUAGUACUUUCAGUAUGUUGAAUGAGUUGCUAGCAUUGACAUGCAGAUUGGCUAGCUCAGGGAUCUAUUUCCCUUCCUUUCCCUCGAAAUGCCUUGAAUAGCCUUACAGACACAUUAAAAUAGCCGUGUCCAAUACUCUCACUGUCUUAAUUUCAAGUAACUUAGUGUGUGUGUGGUAUUCUGAAUACAUAUGACAGAGUUCAUUCUGAGUCUAUUUGAAAUUGGACCAAUUAACCAGCAAGGGAAACGUUGCCACAUUUUAAAAAUGUAUCAACUCUGUUUGGGAAUUCUAGUAACAUUCCCUUUUCUACUUUAUAUAGUUUAGACUCGGGAUAGUGAAUCUGUGGCACGCGGAGAUAUUUGUCAAGGCACGUGAGGCGCCCUAUCAGCUGGCCAGCGCGCAUGUGUACA